Exophiala mesophila is the source of this 906-nucleotide messenger RNA. RefSeq lists its product as uncharacterized. Gene Ontology annotation, molecular function: structural constituent of ribosome. The record is from RefSeq and is a predicted model, not a curated record. The transcript is spliced from 3 exons. Bases 109 to 567 code for a protein of 152 amino acids. Gene Ontology annotation, cellular component: cytosolic large ribosomal subunit; ribosome. NCBI's taxonomy places the organism in Eukaryota, Fungi, Ascomycota, Eurotiomycetes, Chaetothyriales, Herpotrichiellaceae. Gene Ontology annotation, biological process: translation.
UGACAAUGCCAAGCCCGACCAACCAAAGUGCGCACAAGAAACACUACUCAUCAAUUUCCUAUCAAAAGUUCGAGCGACGACAACCCCAUUCACCCACGCCUGUACAAGAUGUCUACCCCUACCAACGUGUCCGCAGACCUCAUCUGGGAGGUUGUGCGAAACAACAAUGCCUACCUCGUCAAGCGCAACAGCUCUGGCGGCAGCCAAUUCUCCCGAGAUCCUUUCAAUCUGACCAACACACACUCGAGAACACAGGCUGGAUUCGUCAAUGACAAGGCCGUCUCAGUUCAACCCACCGAGAACGGAGGCGUGACGGUGCAGACCAAGAAAUCUGGAAAGGCCAACAAGCCCGCGUCGCACUACAACACUCACACCUACGGAAAGACCACUUCCAACAGAAAACUCUACAAGAACAUCGCAGAUGCUGUUGGCAAGAAUUCUUACCGAUCUGAUUUGAACAAAUCUGCCGUCGCCCGUGCCAGUGCCAUCAAGGAUUCUCAGCGAGUGAAGAAGGAUACCCCUGCAAGCAAGCCCCGUGGAGCCAAGGCACGCAAGGCUGAGGUCUAAAUAUUCCCUAGACCUCAGUUUUAUUGUUUGCGUGCGAGGAUCAGAUAGAUUCAGGAAAAGUGCAUAGCAAGGGCAUGUCUCAUCAGGUAACGAGACAAGGCAAGACAAGAGGGUCGCUCCCAUCACUUCUGGCAACAUGAUGAUAUGUUGGUUGCAUAGGGGCAGCUGGUCGGCUGCUGGUGACGGCGAGAUGUUGUGGCAAAUGGCGACAACCAUGCCGAAAGCGAUCCGACGUGCCACAUCCGAUACCAUGCAAGAAUGAAAGUGGAUUUAUUAGCCGUGGCACGAAGCCCGAGAUUCUAGGUCCAAGAUGUAAAUGAUCAAAGUCUACUAGCCUGA